AUGCUGGAAAACGGUCCCGGAACGAAGAUUUCAUCUCGUUUUUUCAAACUCUCGUUCUCAUUUAUAGGAUUGAAAUUUUCUUUUUUCAGCUUCUGUUAUGGAAGAAGACCUACAGCCGGUGUUACCAGUACGCCGUAUGCUGUCGGAGCAUAAUCCGGGAACUUCGCCUGUCAAAGCGGUAAGUUUUCGGACAUGAAAUUUGAUUUUAUUUCAAUGUUUUUCAGCCAAACUUGUCGCCCCGAGUAACUCCCACAAAAGGAGCGAAUCCUUACGGAGAUCGUUUCAUUCCACUACGACAACCUCAUAGUGAAUUGAAUGCUCGGUUUUGCGCCAUUUACAACACGGAUCACGAUGUUUGUGAUUUCUGAUUUAUAGUAAAUAAUAAUUUACCUUUUAAUAUUGAUGUGAGAAAGUAGAUUUUGUCAUGUUGCUAGAAAUUAAUUUGUACUUUCAUUUUUUUUGUUGAAAAACUCCAGGAUUCUAUAAUUUUUUUGUGUUUAGAACAUUAAAUUGAACUUAUUAUUUUUUUAAAUUGUGUCAAAUUUUUUUGUUUGAAAAAAAGAUUUUUAGAUUUUUUUUUCCUUUUUCUUUAGAUUUUUUUGUUCGUUUCUAAAAAAAUAUUUUUGAAUUUUUUUGUAAAUGAGUUAGAGUUUAAAACGGAUUGAUAUUAUUGAAAAUAUUUUCCAAAAGAAAAAUUCCUAUAUUUUAUUAUUAUCUUUAAGUUUUUUUCCAAAUGAAGAUUUUAUUUUUUUUGAUGCGAGAAUUAUGAUUUUUCUUUUUCAACUUGAAGAAGAAUAAUGCUUUCAUUCGAUACAAAACAAUUUUUCAGUUUAAAAAAAUUUAUGCUGUGUUCAAAGUUCCGCAAAGUCCAAAAUAACCUUCAGAGAAAGAAAAAGAUAAUUAAAUUUCGGAUAGUCAGAGAUAGUUUUGCAUUUUGCGGAAUUUACUUUGAACACGGAAUUAUGAAUAUUGUCAUUGAAGCCUUUAGAAAGUAAUUUUGAAAAUCAUAACAUUUUCAGGCUGUACAUACUUUCAAGCGACCGAUGGGGAACAGUACGCGGAUGAACGCAGGGGGCGGGACCGGAAACAGUGGCGGCGGCGGCGGUGGCGGGGACUCGCACCCGACCAGCCACGGUUCCAACUCCUCGAGCCAUCAGUUCUCGGCCAGCUCCGGGACCAGCUCUCCCAGCGGCUACCAGGUCCAGCAGAUGUGCAUCGAGGAGCAUCGUCGCGAUGAAAUCGUUCUGAGGGCCUUGCUUCGCAACGAAAUGCUCAAGGAUCGCAUUGAUGAUGUGGGUUUUCAGGGAUUUUCUGCUCCUUAUGCAUCGAUUUUAAACAUGGGUUUUUGAUAAAAGAAUAAUUUUUUUUUUUUUGAAAACUUAGAAACUGCGGACUUUGAGCUAGAAAAAUCGAAAAAGUUUUCCAAAAAUUGAUUUUUCAUUAAAAAUUGUAGUAUCUUGCUUCUAAAAAAAGGUUGUAGAGUAUAUAAAUUAGAGUAAUUAGAUGAAAAAAUUGAAUUAGAAUUUUUGAUGGAAAAACAGGCUUUAUUAAUCAAUGAAUUUCGAAAAAAAGUUUGAAAAAAAUUUUUUUGAUUCCCGAAAGUUGAAGUAGCAGAUUCAAUAUUGAGCAGUAGGAAAAAUAUCAUGAAAGUAAAGUUAAUUUUUUCUCGAUGAUCUUGUCAAGCAUAAUAAAUUUAUUUCCUAGGUUUUAUUGACAGUAGAAAUCGAAAAAAAUACACUUUAUAAGACUUAUAAAUACUUCAAACUUCAAAAAUAAUAGGUUUUUUCUCUUUUUUCUUAUUUUUUCGAAGAAAAUAACCUUUUUUUUGGGAACUAUCUGUUUUUUUUUGUUUGACUGCGCUAGGAGCUCACAAGAAUUUUUUCAAAGUAAACAUUUAGUUUAUAGGGAGCACUUUUUCGACUCCUUAGGGGACUGCUUUUUUCCUCCUGACACCUGUAGGGACCACUCUGGAAUUCCAAAUUCUGAGAACUUGUAGAAAAAAGCGUGCAAUUUCUACUUAAAGUUUGACGUUUUUUAAUAGAUAAAUUAGGAGUCUCUUUCUUCAAGUAGCCACUUGAGUUUUUUUUUUUGCAGGAAGUUUGCUGUUGUUUUCCACUCGUAUUCCUAUCCGACGCAACUCGGAAAAAAAUUUUCUUGGCAAACUUGCGGACCAAAACCUCUAAAAAGCAUUUAUUAAUGAUUUUUAGUGGCUACUUUAGGGUUUAAAGUUUUGUUGAAUUCCUUAGGAUGCUUAUGAAGUAGUCACUUUUUUGGCAAGAAGUCGAAAAUAAACCUGUUUCCAGCUUCAUUCCUACCCGCCGGAAGACAACUACCACUCCUCCUCGAGCAUGUCGAUGAGCAGCAAUGCGCCGUCCUCGAACUCCCACCGGCAGCAGCACCACCAUCACCAUCAUCAUCCCCAUCCGCCUCAACAACAUCCGCAGCAUCAGGCCCAGUCGACCCCCCAACAUCCACCGCCGGCCCAGUCCGUCAGCCCGCCGGAGGCUUUCUCUUCGGCCGCCGCCGCCGUCAUCCCGACUUCCGCGGUCGCUUCCGCCACUGUCACGGUCACCGCCCCCGACACCGUCGUCGUUCCUCAUGUUACUCCCUCAGGUGCUUCACGAGUAGCCAAGAGUUCUAGAAAAAUCAGUUUUCUAGUGUUGAUAGGAAAUAUCAGUUCCAUCCAAAUUCAGUGUGAAAAAGCAGUAUCUCAGAAAACUAGUUUUUUGACCUCCCAAAGCAUUUUUACUCAUGUUACUCCCUCAGGUGCUUCACGAGUAGCCAAGAAAAACCAGGUUUUAAGUUUUAAUAGGAAUAUUCAGCUUUAGUGUGAAAAAGGAGAAGUGGAACUCCGAAAACUAUAGCUUUUUGACAAUUUUGGACCUCAGAAAGCGUUGUUCCUCAUGUUACUCCCUCAGGUGCUUCAGAAAAGCCAAGAGUUCUAGGAAAAUCAGUUUUUAUGGUUUGAUAGGAAGUUUUAGUGUGAAAAAGGAGAAGUAUAACUCAGAAAAUUGUAGCUUUUUGACAAUUUUGGACCUCCCACAGCAUUUUUUCUCAUGUUACUUCUUCAGGUGCUUCUCGAGUAGCCAAGUAACUAGAUUUCAAGUUUUAAUAGGAAGUUUUAGUUUUAGUGUGAAAAAGGAGAAGUAGAACUCCGAAAACGGUAGCUUUUUGACAAUUUUCGACCUCCAAAAGCAUUUUUCCUCAAAAUUUUUAGAGGUCGCUAUAGUAGUCAAAUUAGUGGCCACUCAAGGGGUUAGAAAUUAGUGGCCACUGUAAAGGUCUAAGUGCUACUACUAGACCACUAAAAAUUUUAGUGGCCACUCUAGGGGUCAAUGGAUCAACAUAACUGGUCCAAUCUGUUUGUUUUAAAAUUAUCAGAGUUACUGGAAGGAAUACUGGAUGAAAAACUACUGAAGUGGCCAUCAAAACGGAAAAUACAGGUCACUAUAGAUGUUUGUUUUAGUGGCCACUUUAGUGUUCUCUUCAAGUAGUCCUUGUCGAGCCUCUAUAGUGGCCAAUACAAGUUUUCCCAGUAGAGUUUAUGUUCAAUAGGAAGCAUGCAUGAGAAAACUUCUAAAGACCUCACUAAUUCGACCACUGUAGUGGCCACUAAGACGUCAAAACCCUAAAGUGGCCACUAGAAGUUUCCCCAGAGUUUUAUAUUCUUCAUUGAGGGGAAAGGCUGCAGAAGCAUUCUGAUUCGAAAAAAUCCAUUUCUUUCGUUUUCCAGCCAACCAAACGACCCCGCAACGUUCCUCAGCCAGUUUGCCGACGUCUUCUUGUCACGAGGGGACCAGAAUCAGUAGUUCCGCCAAGAACCUGACGACGAUCCACUCGAGCCCAUCAAGGAAUCUCUUCUCCUACAGUGCCAAGACAACUCCAAAUAAGUACGGGCCUCCGAGUACCUCUGUAAAGUGAGUUUGCAGCUCGAAAAAUGGAAAAUCCCGGUUUUUUCUUCACGUUUCUGAGCAUGUUUUUGGUUUUUAGGCGUUGGAAUUUGAAGAUUAUCGAAAAAAUGAUGGAAAUGAUACUUCUUUUUCUGAAGGCUUUAGAAUGUUUAUAGAAAGAAAGAACGUUUUUUUUAACAGUGAAAGAAACAUUUUCUAGCGAUUUUGGAUGGAAGAAAAGCUAUUUUUGUAUCAUUUUGCUUGCUUUUUCAGUGGAUAAAUGUCAUUUUUUGUUUUCAUUCAUGGUUUUAGGGUAUUUUUAAGCAGAUAAACCUUUGAGAAAUGAUCUUUUUGCGGUUUAAAAGAAAAAGAAUGCUUAAAUUAUCAAUCUAAGUUCCAAAAAAAUAAAAAAAUUGAAUAAAAAAAUCAGCAGGAAUUUAAGUAAUUAUUGAACAAAUUCGAAAUGUUACGAAUCCGAAUUUUAACGCUUUUUCUAUGAAAGAAAAAAUUGAUAACGAACAUUUUUCUCAAUUUUUUCGAAUCCGUAUACUCAUUAGUUUCCUAAAUGUAUUUCUAUUAUUUGAAAGGUUUUUUUCAGCCUAAAAAAAUGUCGAUUUUAUUACAUUUUUUCCAGUGUUUCCCCCUUUUCCGGCCCCUUGAGUGAAGACAGCCAACGGUUGUUGAAAACGCCGAGAAAACCCCAGCGAAAAGUGCCGAAAAAUCCAUAUAAGGUUGAAGAAACGCGCCAAAAAUCGAAUAUUUGAGAUUUUUCAGGUUCUCGAUGCGCCAGAGCUCCAGGACGACUUCUACCUAAAUUUAGUGGAUUGGUCCGCCCAAAACAUGCUUUCUGUUGGCCUCAGCAGUUGUGUGUACCUCUGGAGCGCGCAUAAUAGCCAAGUAGAGCUUGUCUUUUUUUGAAAAAUAAGACCAAAAAAAUUGAAAAAAAUGGAGGAAAAAUUAGGGCGAAAUUGGAUUUUUUUGAAGUUCGUAGUCGUUUAUUUUGUAGUCUUUCCUAUGAAAAAGUAUUGCGAAACGAUCAAAAAAAUUGUAUAAUUUUUCCCAAUUUUAAGGUGUCGAAACUUUUUUUGCAAAGAUUUCUAUAGAAAGUUUUUUUGUAAAAAGUAGGAUUUUGAGACGUUUUUUUGUUGAAAAAUAUAGCUUCUACGAUGAAAAAAAUGGUGCAAAACGAUCAAAAAAAUUUUUAGAAUUUUUCCUAAUUUCAGGGUGUAAAAAUUUUUUUAUUUUUUUCAAAGAUUUCUAUUUAAAAGUAGGAUUUUAAGACGUUUUCCUGUUUAAAAUAUAGCUUCUACGAUGAAAAAUGGUGUAAACGGUUAAAACUUUUAUAAAUUUCUCAAAAAUAGAGUGUAACUUUUUUUUUAACCUAGAUUUCAAUAGAAUAUUAUCGUUAAAAAGAAUUUUAUAAGGUUUUUUUGAUUUUCGGAAUCUGAGUUUCAUAAAGUAAAAAAAUUCCUUUUGAUUAAAUAGGAUGUGUUAAAAUUUAUACAAAAGAUAUACUUUAUUCGAUUCAAAAAAUCUUCCCCUUGACAAAAACUCCUUUAAUUUCUUCAAUUUUAGUGUCAAAGAUUUGAUUUUUUCGGAAGCUUUUACCGAAAAAAAAUUUAAUCGAUUUUCCCACUCUAAGGAUUUUUUUACUAAGCCAUUUGCACAAUUUUCCGGAAAUUUUACAUUUUUACAGUCACAUUCAAAGUUUUGAAAGUUUUCUUUUUGAAAAUAAAUAUAAUUUUACUUUUUUCAAGGUCAUCAAGCUCUGCGACCUUCAAAACGAACAGGACACAGUGACUUCGGUUCAAUGGGCUGACAAGGGAGAUUUGCUGGCCGUUGGUACGAAUCGAGGCAUUACUCAGGUAAUUAUACUAAUUUUUCACACAGGUAAUAACCUUAAUUGUUGAAAAUUAUUGUUAUUUUUCGUUUAAAUUUCAUUUUUCGAGACUCCUCGUGGGACUUUUCGAACUUGAUGAUGUACUUGUUUAAGAAAUCUCACUCAUUUUACUUCAAAAACUUGUUAUUUUUUUUUUUUUUUAUAACACAUGGGCCCUUCUUAGGAACACCAGAGUGGUCCCUAUAGGGGCAUUUUUAGGGCCUUUAAAGGGUCCCCUUUAGGAACUAAUAAAUCUUGCCAAAGUAGAACCUAUAGGUUUGUGUUAUGGGCUCUAUAAGAAGAAGCAAUUCCAAGCUAAAAACUCAAUGAAUCACCCUUUUUUGUAUGAAAAAUAUCAAAAACGGAUAAAUUGAUCGAGUUUGUCUUUUUCAUUCUCAAAUUUUAACAGAAAACUAAAAAAUCCCUGAAGGAACCACUUAAUUUCAAGGGGUUACCACAUAAAGUGAUCACCUAUUAUUCAAAAAAAUUUUCCCCCUCUAGGGGCUGUUUUCCAUCCGAACCCCUAUAGGGACCACUUAGUUUUAAGGGCUUAGGCGUCAGCCACUGAACCCAUAAAGUGAUCACCUAUUUUUGGGAAAAAAAAGCGCCCCUUGUAGGGGCUGUUUUUCAUCCUAACCCCUAUAGGACCACUCUGGCGCUCAUUUGAAAAGAACCAUAUGUUUAUAUUGCCAGAUCUGGGACGUCGCGGCUCAAAAGAAGGUUCGCGACCUGGUGGGCCAUCAGUCGCGAAUCGGCUGCCUCGCUUGGAACGCCGACACGAUUUGCUCGGGCAGUCGCGAUCGGACCAUCAUGCAUCGCGACAUCCGCGUCGACGACCGAGAGACCCCGAGAAAGUUGACGACGCAUCGGCAGGAGGUGAGGCCUUGAAUGGAAGGAUGAUAGUGAUUUUAUUCCAUUUUUGGUUUAAUCAAUAAUUUCAUCCUCGCCACAUCAGAUGGUAUAGCUAGAAUGUCAAGUCGUUCAAGCUCCGCCCCCAAUGGCGUAAUAAACCAAUAGGAGAGCGAGUGAUUCACAGAGCGUUUUCGAGUGACGUCAGUGCACUUAAAAUUCAAAAUCUGAACAGACUAAACUAUAGUGAAAGGAAAAAAGGCCACGAAAGUGAAAAGGGAUAUAAAUUCAGAAAAAAAUUUUUUUUUAAGGACCUAAAAAAACAUUAAAAAAAGUAGGAAUUUUUUUGAAAAAUCAUUUUUUUCUGAUUUUUUUCCAGGUUUGUGGACUAAAAUGGUCGCCCGACAAGCAGUUGCUCGCCUCCGGUGGAAAUGACAAUCAACUACUGGUCUGGAACAUGCGAAGGAACGAUCCUGUUCAGGUGAAUCCUAUGAAAAGAUUUGAUAAUAUGUCCUUUUUAAGCUUUCUUUGUUUCCUUGGCUUUAUAGGUUCAUAGAAAUUGAUGAAAAAAAUCACGUUUUUCUACGGUGUUAUAUUUUUCAUUUCAAAUGAAAACAACCGUACAGAAACAAAAAUUUCGAAAAAAAUAUAGGAAUUUUUGAAAAAAAGAAGCAAUUUUCAUCCCUUUUCGUUUUUGUAACGUUUCCAUCUAAGAAAAAAAUUUUUUUAAUCGUUUUUCUGAAGACGGAAUCAAUGAAUCUUGAAGUAAAUCAAAAAAAGUUCAUCAUAAACUUUAAAAAAACUUGAGAAAUACCAAAAAUAAAUAGUUUUUUUGAAAGAUUUCGAUCACACGUAUUCGAUUAUAACAUUUUACUGAUUAUGAAUAAAUUUUUUUGAAAAAAAUUAAUUUUUUUAUCAAUUUUUUUAAUAAAUAGACUUUCAUUGGGCUUAGUGGUGCCUUUUUUUGGUGGAAUAAUCAUUUUAGAGCAUUUUUGGUAUUUUCCUAAUGAGAGAAGCUGAGAUUCAAGAGAAAUUCGUCCAAAUAAGGUUGUCUUUAACGCAAAACGACCCUUUUAGAGGGUUUUGAGCAGCUUUUUUUUUAUUAAUAAAUGAAAUCAGUUAACAUUUUUCCUUGAACGAAACCUAACUUUCUUAUUUGAAGACGUAUACGGAUCACAACGCGGCGGUGAAGGCCCUGGCCUGGUCCCCACAUCAUCACGGGCUUCUCGUUUCGGGCGGCGGCACGGCGGACCGAUGUCUCCGAUUCUGGAACACCUUGACUGCGCAACCCAUGCAGUACAUUGAUACUGGUAGCCAGGUGAGCGGUGAAAACGGGAAAAAAUGAUCAUGGAAGUUUCAGAGUCUACGAAAAUAUGAUUUUCAAUUAUUUUUCUUCUAAAACUCAAUUUUUUUCGAAAGGCCAAGUAACAGAGAGCAUUAUCGCUUAUGUAAUGGUUUUGAUGAGUUUUUCAUAAUCUUCCUUUUUGGCGUCAAAAAAUUUGGGAGCGACUAUAGCCGUUUUAAAAUCUUGUAGUUCUUACAAAGGGAGGCGCUUGGAAAUCCCUUGAAAAUCGGUCUGAACAUUCCUCGAUGUACCGGAAAAAGAUCCUGGAAUUUUCAACCUGAAUUACUUGUUCUUUUUCGAAAAAUAAAGGCUCCGAUCCCCAAAAUAGCUGAAUUUCGAGAAUUUUGAAGGUUUUCUUGGACCUUAGGGUGGCCUUUUUUGAGAGUUAUCAGGUAAAUCAAGGAGGGCUCUGGCCAAUUUUCAUGAAAACUCAGUCUCAAAGUUAAAUGACCUUCUUUGAUAGGUUGGAAAAAGAAAAUAGAUAAUGAAAAUUCAAAGAAAUCAUCAAAUUAGCUUGAAAUUGUGACACCGAUUGUGUUAAAGAUUCAAAAACGAGUAAAUAUUCCUUUUUUCAAGGUUUGCAACGUCGCCUGGUCGAAACACAGCAGUGAACUGGUCUCAACUCACGGGUACUCCUACAAUCAUGUUAGUUUUUUUAUGAUUUUUUUGAAUCUGUGUAAAGAAGAAAUGAAGGAAAAAGUUUCAUUAUAAUUUUUUUUGUUAAACUUGUGAAACCUGUUUUUUUCAGUCUUUUUUUGAGUAAAACCCUUCAUUGUAACAAUUUUUCAUCUUUUUCAUUUCAUGAUUACUCAGGUUUAAUACAAUAUCGUGACAUAUUAAAAUCAAUUCAGAAAAAAAAUUUUUUUGUAUGAAUCAAAAAAUAUUUUUGCACCAUUUCCAACGAUGAUGCUUUGUUUUUUUCUUUUUCAGAACUUUUUUCGAUUUAAUAAUUGAAAAAAAGGCUUUCAAAAGCUUCUUUUUGAAAAAUCGUAAAGUUCGGUAUCUUCUUUGAGUCUUUCCCAAAUAAUUUUAAUUACUCCAACGUUUAUUGUUUAUUUUAUUGAGCGUAAUUAAUGAAAUUAUGAAUGGACUUCGUACCAAUUUGAUUAUUUUCCAUUAUUCGAAGUUGAAUUGAUCACAAAGUUUGGAAUUCCUCCCGAAAGGAGUAAGGAGGAAAAAAAAAUCCCAGCGGAGACUCUUCAAGGGCCCCUAAGGUUGCCCCUAUACGGACCACUCUGGAGUUCCGAAAAAGCUCUCCCGCCGAUAAUUUGAUCAUUUUGAGGUAAUCAUCUGGAAAUACCCGAGCCUCCAGCCGGUCACCAAACUCGUCGGUCAUCAAUAUCGCGUCCUCUAUCUGGCAAUGUCGCCCGACGGCGAAUCCAUCGUCACCGGGGCCGGAGACGAAACUCUCCGUUUCUGGCACGUCUUCAACAAAACCGGCGCCCCGAGGGCUUCACGAUCCAAGCUGAACCUCUUCACUAGCCUUCGAUAG
Molecule: messenger RNA, 9455 nt
Organism: Caenorhabditis auriculariae
Lineage: Eukaryota; Metazoa; Nematoda; Chromadorea; Rhabditida; Rhabditidae
Source: the annotation of a GenBank genome assembly